AUGCCUUGUCUUUUAUUAGUUGAUAUACCUAUUAUAGAUAAUGCUACUUUAGCUGCGGAAGAAAAGGAAAAAGGAAAUAUCGCUUUUAGAAAAAAUGAUUUCGAUGAAGCUUUAGAGCACUAUAAUAAAGCAAUUAAGCUUGUUCCUUCUAAUAUUAUCUUUUAUAUUAACAGAGCAGCCACUUACUACAAUUUGGAGGAAUAUAAAAGAAGUAUCAAAGAUGCCGAAUAUGCCUUAGAGUUGGGAUCGAAACAAGAUGCUGAUACAAAGUUAAUAGCUCGUACAUAUUCUCGCCUGGGCUACUCGUAUAAAAAAUUGAAUCAACUUAGUUUGGCAAUUACCUACUUUAAUUCAUCGUUAAAGUUACGUGAUAGUACAAAGAUAAGGAAAGAGUGUUUAGAUGCAGAAUCGCAACUAAUCAAGCAAAAAGCUGCAGACCUUAAAGAAAAGGAGUUGCGGCUAUUAAAUGAAAAGAAAAGAAAUGAAAGCACAGGAAAGGUAUGA
Trichoplax adhaerens is the source of this 504-nucleotide messenger RNA. RefSeq lists its product as uncharacterized. The coding region runs from base 1 to 504 and encodes 167 amino acids. The record is from RefSeq and is a predicted model, not a curated record. Gene Ontology annotation, molecular function: Hsp90 protein binding. The transcript has 2 exons. Lineage: Eukaryota; Metazoa; Placozoa; Uniplacotomia; Trichoplacea; Trichoplacidae.